AUCAGCUUCUAAAGUGCCGUUCAAACACUUCACGGUAAAUUUUGAAGGCCAUGUCAUACUCAUACUCAUACUAUCAUAGUCAGUCUUAGCGCCAUGUAAAUGCGAAAUUAACAAUCAGACGGAGGCAUUUUUCUUAUAAAUAUAAGUUGACCGCGAACCAAUCUGGGCCGUGCGGAAAUCUUAGAUUCGAUUGUCACAGACGCCGCCUUUUUUCUGUAUGAAAUAGACUAUAAUUAUAAGGAUUCUGGACUUACUUGGCGAUCACAUGCGAUUCUUGGUCAACAUGAAUGGACCGUGGCCGAACCUGAGAGGUCACGAGCUGUAGUACUAGCAGAGUACUGACGCAUUGUUUCGCUGCAGGCUUGAAGCUUGGUCGUCAGAACGCCAAAUAUAUCAAAAGAGGAAGCUCCCGGCCGUGCUAUGCUCCAUGGCUAUAUUGACCUAAAGACCCUGCACACAUCACGAUUGAAGAUUUGAUUAUUCACAAGGAUGCCAAAGAAACUGCAGGGCAACAUGAUAAGCAUCAAGAGGCUUCGAAGUCUGGAACACCUAACAUUGGAUGAGAUAGAGAGACUGCCAGAUAAACAUCUUGUUGAAGUAUUUGCCCAUGUAAACUCUGAUGAACUAAACCAGAAAUAUACCUUCCAGUGCAUGUUGAUGCCUCAUCACUGCCAGACAAAAUACACAAGCUUUAGAAAUGAGGGACGAGGGAAAAUGCAGAUGCAGGCUCAUUUAAUGCUCCAUAUUCAAGAUCUGCAACGGCAGGCUAAAGCUGAAGGAAAGCAUUUCACCUUUACAGCAGAAUCAGUAAUUGCAAAGAAGAAAAAGGAAGAAGCCAAGGCAGCAGCAAGGAAGAGGCUGAGGAAAGAUUUGGUACCAAAGUCCGUGGCUGCUAGGAGUUACCCAUCACCGAAACCCAAAAUAGAUCAUUACAGUGAAAGUGACUCUUCAGAACCUGCAGAGGAGAAUCAGCUUACAACUGUCACUUCACAAAAGCAAGCACUACUGAAGAACAGAAGGGCAUUCAUUCAUAAGAAAAAAUCAUCGGCACUUUAUGCAACGUCACCUACGACAGCUGCUCGGGGGUCAAUACCAGAGGAUAACGACGAAAGUGUAGUGAUGACCAGUUGUAAGAAUGGCAGAUUUGUAUCGAGACUGAUGAGAAGCGGAAGCAGUGGGCGCUCGAACGUAGUAAAGUGCCCUGAGUCAGUUUCGAAGAACCUGCGUGCCUGCUCGGUGUAUCUUGGUAAGGCCAUCAAGACAGAGUCAACCAUGGAAGAGUCGGAGGAUGACAGGUGGCAUGAAAGUGCAAAAUCCAGGGUGCCGAAGAUAGAGCAACUCUCUUCGGAAGAGGAAUGUGAUUCUACAGAGGAGGCUGAGAAAAACCACGCCCUGCGAGCAGAGGAGAAGCGUCUGCGGCGUGAACAGAUGAGAAAAGAACUCAACCCAGAUAGCGAUGUGGGAGAAGAAAGCGGGGAUAUUUCAAACUCUUCACACCCCUUGCACGACCACUGCUACACCACCACCGGCGGUCCCAAGUAUGACAUAUCGAGCGAUUCGGAGGUGGAUAUCGAGACAUGUGAAGAUGAGCGUAAUGAUAGGGAGUGCCCACUACCUAAUCCAGUACACGGAAUCCGGCUUGAUGGCUUGCAUUAUGCACCAGGUUCCCUCAGAAGACGAGCAUUCCCUAACACGAAAAAACAUGCCGGUUUGCUUACGUCGGUGCCACCUCGCCGGCCACAAGCUACGUUUGAACAACUUGGAAUCGAUCCAAAGGAAAUGGACAAUCUGAGCACUGAUGAUACUGAUGAUGAUGCUGAGGCUGAAGGCAAAGAAUCACAUAAAAAAAGAAAACCAGGACGUCCCCUGAAGGGAACCUCUGAAUGGGAAAGGAGAGUGUCGCUGAAAGCAAUAAGAAAGAUAAGGCUUUAUAAAAAUAGGGGUGAAAAGUAUCCUCUAACCUGCAAGAUCUGCAAGACAAGAAAUUUCACUGCUUUGGCCACACUAACGUACCACUAUCGCAGCCAUGCUGGAAUCAAGCCUUUUGUCUGCACCGUCUGUGGGACAACGUUCACUCGACAGCAUAGUCUCAACUACCAUAUGCUCAUUCACAACAAUGAGAGUCGGUUUGCAUGUCCUGAGUGUGACCGAACGUUUCGCCACCCAAGUCACUUCAAGGAACACCUACGCAAACACACAGGCGAGACGCCGUUCCAGUGCGUACUGUGUCACCUGUGCUUCAAGACUCGCAACUCCUACAAGCGGCACCUACGCACGCGUCACGAAAAAAAUCUCACUAGUACUGGUGUGGAGGACAUUGACGUCGGGGAAUUGGAGCGCUACAAAGCCUACUCACAUGUUGCAAAGACUGGUGGCAAGAUUACUGUAGUGCCAGUACCAUCAAAGAUGGUAUACUGUAUGGAUGACAGUUCGAAGGAAUCCGAGAAAGACCUCAGGUUUGGUGUUCCAGUUGACACUGACACUGCCUAAACUCCCUUGUGGUCAGAAUGUCCUGGUCAGUAUGGUGGUCAUGGUUGGCAUUGCAAUGCUCUACAAUUGAAGCAUUUCUUUGGAAGAGGAAAGUACAGCUACUCUGCCUUGGUGAACAAAAUCGUGUGGUAUGAGUUGAAUUUUGAUAGUUGGAUCUAUGAAAUAUCAAGAGCUAAUAAAUAGUAUUUAUUAGCUUUUGGUAAUAUGGAUGAUCAUGUAGGAAUUAUACCCGUAGCCAAGCCUGCCGACCUUUGACUGGCUCAACUACUCAGGCUAAGAAACAAGGCGUUUUUAUUAAAAACGUACCCUGUAUACAUUUUUAGAUUGUAAUUGAUGAUGCAUUAAAAAACAAUUUAAUUUACCCAAACUAACAUGUGUGGGCAUAGGAUGUCAACGAACCUUUCUGACCAUUUCAUAAAGUUUAGUCGGGCAUUAUAAAAAAUGAAACUUACAGAUACUUAUGAGCAUUGCCGGCCUUAGCAAUUGUGGGGCCCAAUUUGACCAACUUGUGGACCAUUUUGGUUGGGCCUGCUGGACUGUAGAUUACUUUAAAUGGUGUAUCAGGAAUAUAUGCUAUUACUUUUUUAACUAUAUUAUUAUAUUUUGACAUAAAACUUUGUGGAAACAAAUGUGCUUAUCAAGAAAGCUUUCAUUCUCUUCUGGAAACUUAAAAUGUCAUCAAAGUUCGAGCUUUUUUUUCCAUCACAUUCUAUGGAUAAGAUUUCGAGGCGGCCGAGUCUACCUUGAAGCAUGUAUGACCUUAAAGAAGAUUUGAUGAAUUUUAAUUUGAACAUUUUCUGUCCUCUGACACUACAGAGUGGUUUUGACAAAAAUGUGCACAGAGCAAAGAAAUUUAGAAUUCUGUUAGCUCUCACAUUCAAAGCAAGGAAUUUCAAGAUUUUCAAACAUUGUCUGAAGUAUGGCGAAAGAAGAUUUGGCUUCAGAGCUUCCAGCUAGCUCCUCCACCAGCUUACGGCCAUAUAAAGCUGCUAACUUUCGAGACUUGACUUGUGUUCAUUUUCCUGGGUGAGCUUGACAUUUGUUAGCAAAGUUUCCAAAUCUUUAGCAAUUCCUCCUUUCAUACAGUCGCAUUGGAGUGACUUCUCCAUGUUGCAGGCAUGUACAAAAUAUAUGGAGAUUCUGCGUUUCCUAGUCAUCUGAAUUCCCCUCUCAUCCUCGCAGGUGUGUCCCAAGCAGAGCAAUACGUUUGGCAUGAUCAUGGCUGCAGGAGCUAGCUGCCAGUAGAAUGUCGACACCGACAUUCAGCUGCCUUUGAGGCUCUGCUCUGAAUUUUCUCUCUGGUUUUACUUUCUCGGGACGAUAUUCCACAAGGCACUGGAAUAGUUGAGAACUAGAGUUUGAUAGCUUUGGAUAAUUCACUGCCCUGUGCAAGUUUUGAACUUGCAGCUUUGACUGUAAAGUGAGAACUACACAUUGUACGGUACAUUGUUGGUAGUCUAGCUAGCAAGAAGUGAAGUACUGCAUGCAGGGUGGCACCUAAGCAAUGUGAUAUUACGCAUCGCACAGGGUUGGUUAAACCUAAUUAGUCAGCGCUCAGUCCAAGCAGAUUACAGUCAUGGUUGCUAAAACUAGUCAUGUGCAUGACUACUCCUUGCCUGCAUUUCUAGCCCUGGACUUAUCAUUGAUCUGCUUUUUGCACCUCAAAAGAAUAGUUGGUUUGAAGCCAAGGUGUCUAUGGACAUUCAGCUAAUGGGUGCAGGGGCUCCUUGGGCCAAAUAAGAUCAAUUGGCAUGCAUAUGGCUGGCACUGCUUAUAAGUUUGAUACAUAUGAUUAAGUAAUAUCCAUGUCUAUAAUAGAUGGCUCUGUACUAUUCAAUCAAGGGUCCAUAAUAGAAAAAAUAGAUUUUCUAUUAUGGACUCUUGAUUCGAUGAAAGUCAUUCUAUGAUCUGUGAAAAUUUCACUUAAAAUCAGCUUCACUAUUAUUUGGUUUGUUAAGGCUAUUAUCAAGAGCUAAUAAUACAUUGUAUACAAUGUAAUACAAUGUAUUAUUAGCUCUUGCUAUUGCGCAUAAUGAGUCAUUCGAUGCAGCUAAACAACUCAAUGAUAGUGUGUUGAAAUAGUACUUCAGUGUAAGAUAUAAAUAAGCACACCGGGGUGUUUACCAACCAUUUGGCUAUUUUUCAUUAUUUUCCAAUGUUGGCGCCAUUUUCCUCCCAAAGAUGAUGGUACAUCUUCUGUUAUUACCUUCGCCCAACUGAGUUGGAGGAGGUUAUAUGAUCGCUCUUGUGUGUUUGUGUGUUAGUGUGUUAGUGUGUUUGCGCGAUUGAUAUUAG
Molecule: messenger RNA, 4785 nt
Organism: Priapulus caudatus
Lineage: Eukaryota; Metazoa; Priapulida; Priapulimorpha; Priapulimorphida; Priapulidae
Exons: 12
Coding region: 490-2490 (666 amino acids)
Biological process (GO): regulation of transcription by RNA polymerase II
Molecular function (GO): DNA-binding transcription factor activity; RNA polymerase II cis-regulatory region sequence-specific DNA binding
Source: RefSeq, a predicted model, not a curated record